AUGGACUUGGCGUGCCUCUGGCUGGGGCUGCUGCUGCCUUCCGUAGCUGCGCUGGAUUUCACCUACCACCACCAGGACGACAUGGAAGCGUUUUUGAAGACCGUUGCCCAAAACUACAGUUCUAUCACUCACUUACACAGUAUUGGGAAGUCUGUGAAAGGUAGAAACCUGUGGGUUCUUGUUGUGGGGCAGUUUCCAAAGGAACACAGAAUUGGGAUCCCAGAGUUCAAAUACGUGGCAAAUAUGCAUGGAGAUGAGACUGUUGGGAGGGAACUGCUGCUCCAUCUGAUCGAAUAUCUCGUAACCAAUGAUGGGAAAGACCCUGAAAUCACAAAUCUGAUCAAUAGCACCCGGAUACACAUCAUGCCAUCAAUGAACCCGGAUGGAUUUGAAGCAGUCAAAAAGCCUGAUUGCUAUUACAGUAAUGGAAGGGAAAAUUAUAACCAGUAUGACCUGAAUAGAAAUUUCCCCGAUGCUUUUGAAUUUAAUAAUGUAUCAAGGCAGCCUGAAACUGAGGCAGUCAUGAAGUGGCUGGAAACGGAGACAUUUGUCCUUUCUGCAAACCUCCAUGGUGGUGCCCUUGUGGCCAGUUACCCGUUUGAUAAUGGUGUUCAAGCAACUGGGACAUUCCUCUCCCGAAGCUUAACUCCUGAUGACGAUGUUUUUCAAUAUCUUGCACAUACCUAUGCUUCAAGAAAUCCCAACAUGAAGAAAGGAGAUCAAUGUAAAAAUAAAAUGAACUUUCCUAAUGGCGUUACAAAUGGAUACGCUUGGUAUCCACUCCAAGGUGGAAUGCAAGAUUACAACUACAUCUGGGCCCAGUGUUUUGAAAUUACAUUGGAGCUGUCAUGCUGUAAAUAUCCUCGUGAGGAGAAGCUUCCAUUCUUUUGGAUUGAUAACAAAGCCUCAUUAAUUGAAUAUAUGAAACAGGUGCAUCUAGGUGUAAAGGGUCAAGUUUUUGAUCAGAAUAGAAAUCCAUUACCCAAUGUAAUUAUAGAAGUCCAAGACAGAAAACAUAUCUGCCCCUACAGAACUAACAAAUUUGGAGAGUAUUAUCUCCUUCUCUUGCCUGGGUCCUAUAUAAUAAAUGUUACAGUCUCUGGACAUGAUCCACACCUCACAAAGGUGAUUAUUCCAGAGAAAUCCCAGAACUUCAGUGCUCUUAAAAAGGAUAUUGUACUUCCAUUCAGAGGGCAAUUGGAUUCUAUCCCAGUAUCAAAUCCUUCAUGCCCAGUGAUUCCUCUAUACAAAAAUUUGCCAAGCCACUCAAAUACAACAAAGCCUAGUUUGUUCUUAUUUUUAGUGACUCUUCUGCACAUAUUUUUCAAAUAAAGUAAAAUGUGAAACUCAACCCCCAUCACCACCUGGAAUCAGGGAUUACACAUGCCAGGUUACUGCAACCCUAGCUCCCUCUUGUGGAACCUCAACUGGAUAAGUUCCAUGGUCUUCCCUAAGAAGAGAAAUGGCUGUGUCCCAGUCCUGCAAUAAGCAACAUGUGGUGAUAAUGAAAGGAAUGAUUCAGCCUUGAUGAUGAAAUGAAGACAGCUCCCUAUCAAGUACUGCCUAUUUACACUUAAUCUUGAAGAAGUCUUAGAAAUUUGAAAGAAGUUAAACUUGAGAAGCAAAAAAAGUUCUUGCAAAAGAAAAAAGAAGCUAAUUUUGUAUACAGAGAGCCAGAUAAAUGUAAGCAAUAAAGAUGAACAUGUAUUGAUCACCUACUAUAUACAAGACCUUGCCGUGAGUGCUAUACGUGAGGAAAUGGUAUGUGCCAUACAUAAUUAGUUCUCAGUGAAGGGGAAAGUGAUCAUAAGACUGGGAAUAUUUAGUUUUCCAAAUGUUCUAAGGAGAUAUGAGAAAAAAUAAGCAACCACAUCUCAAUGGCCCAAGAAAAUAUGGGCCAAAAUAUGGGCCUGAUGGGAUGACAAGGUUGCAUCUACAGAGCCCCAAAGUAACAGGUCAAUUAAGGAAGUCUCUCUUCCUACAGAACCAGUGUCCCUGCCUGGAUGCCACGGUCCUCUGUUGGUGACACCCAAAUGUGUCAGUCUAGCCUCCUGCCUGCAUUACACAUGCACAUCUGACUGCACCGGACAUAGCCACCCGGAUGUGACUUAUAGGUACCUCAAACUCAUCAUGUCGGAAUUUGAGUGUACUUUCUUCCCUAGAGCUGUUCAUCCUGCUAUAUUCUCUAUCUCAAUUACUGGUACCACCACGCUAGAAACCUGGGAGUCAUCCUUGGUACUUUCCCUCCUUCAUCCCAUAUAUUCAGUUGGUCACUGAACAUUGGUGUUAAUUAUAAAUGUUGAUGAAUUCUC
Molecule: messenger RNA, 2312 nt
Organism: Galeopterus variegatus (Sunda flying lemur)
Lineage: Eukaryota; Metazoa; Chordata; Mammalia; Dermoptera; Cynocephalidae
Gene: CPM
Product: carboxypeptidase M
Exons: 8
Coding region: 1-1332 (443 amino acids)
Biological process (GO): proteolysis
Cellular component (GO): cell surface
Molecular function (GO): zinc ion binding; metallocarboxypeptidase activity
Source: RefSeq, a predicted model, not a curated record